Leptopilina heterotoma is the source of this 1258-nucleotide messenger RNA. Its product is annotated as probable uridine nucleosidase 1. Bases 146 to 1204 code for a protein of 352 amino acids. The transcript is spliced from 6 exons. Gene Ontology annotation, molecular function: hydrolase activity, hydrolyzing N-glycosyl compounds. Lineage: Eukaryota; Metazoa; Arthropoda; Insecta; Hymenoptera; Figitidae. The record is from RefSeq and is a predicted model, not a curated record.
GAUUUAAAAGACCACUCACAAAAUACUUACAGAUAAAUUGGAUCCCAGUAGAUUUUUUUUUGAAACUGCGUAGAAAAGUAGUUUUUUGUGUCAGGAAAAAGAUUCCCAAUUGAAAAAUAAAAAAAAAUUGACUGGGAUCCAAUUUAUGAAGAGAAAGUGGGAAAUUAUUACAUUUAUGGGGCCUAUUUUAACAUUUAUUAUUGUUUUUAGCAUAAUUUUGAAAAAUGCGACUCAGAGCGAUGCUUUUAAUGUGAUAAAAAGUGUAGAAAAACCGAGAAAAUUAAUAAUUGACACUGACGCGGGAGCUGAUGACGCUCUUGCUAUUUUAUUAGCUUUAAAAUAUGAAGCAGCUCAUCAAAAGAGUAUUGAAAUUAUUGCAAUAACUUGUACCUAUGGAAAUACUGAAGUGAAAAAUGUUGAAACAAAUGUUCUUAAAAUUUUAACUGUGGCAAAUAGAAGCGAUAUUCCCGUUUAUGGAGGCGCAGAAUUGCCUUUAAUCAAACACUGGGAAGAUACACAUUAUUUUGGUAAAGAUGGACUCGGUGAUUUUAAUUUUGAGGAGGAAAUAAAAUUUUCUGUUAAUAGAUCGAAACACGCGUCUAUUGCACUUAUUGAUUUAGUUAAAGCUAAUCCAGGUGAAGUGAGUAUUAUUGCGCUUGGACCUCUAACGAACAUUGCAUUGGCAAUUAAAUUAGAUCGAACAUUCAUUAGUUUAGUCAAAGAACUUCACAUUGUUGGUUCAAGUGUCUAUGGCACUGGAAAUAUCAGUCCAAACGUUGAAUUUAACAUUGGAACUGAUCCUGAAAGUAGUUUUAUCGUCUUUAAUUCCACUACAAAGCCAAUUAUCUUAAUGCCCUGGGAAAUCGUGACUGAAUCUCCAAUUCUCAAAACUUGGCGAACGAAUUUAUUCGGAAAACUAAAAUCAAAAGCCGUGGAAUUUUUAAAUAAUGCGGAGAAAAUUUUCCUAAUGAAUACUGAUUCUUGGACAGCGAUCGAUGGACGAAUUAUUGCUGCAUUUUGUUGGCCGAAUUUGAUAUUAAAAUCAUUAUUAACAAAUGUGACUCCAGUUUUUGAUGGAGCUGCUCAAGGAUCAGUGCUUGUUGAUUAUAUAAAUAUUACUGGAAAAGCGCACAAUGCGAGGAUUAUUCAAGCAUUUGAUGUGGAACUUUACCAAAAGAAAUUGGUCCAAUAUUUCGCGGAUUAAAUUAAAAAUACAGCGUGUAUUAUAAAGAGAAAAUAAAUUUAAUUUGAAAAACAA